Messenger RNA from Lampris incognitus (smalleye Pacific opah), 3307 nucleotides. RefSeq names its product leucine rich repeat containing 28 (gene lrrc28). Bases 237 to 1337 code for a protein of 366 amino acids. Gene Ontology annotation, molecular function: protein binding. The transcript has 10 exons. Lineage: Eukaryota; Metazoa; Chordata; Actinopteri; Lampriformes; Lampridae. The record is from RefSeq and is a predicted model, not a curated record.
CCCCCCUCCCCUCUCCCGUUGUUUACGUUUGUUGCUCGGUGGUAAAGCGAGCGAGCCGCUACGUCCGUUAGCUAGCCGGCUAGCUAGCUAGCCAGGCAGGUAAACUGGCGUUUCGGUAAAGGAAAUGCGCACAUAGACUCGCGGGGCGAUAGGCGACGGCUGGCGUGGCCAUGCGAGACUGAGGCAACAAUAAGUUGUGGCUGCGGACUCCUGCCCAAGGAGGUGUCUCCUGAGAGAUGGCCACAGAACUCAACGAAGCAAUAUUAACGGCCAAACAAGAGCGCCACAAGAACCUGUUCCUCAACUACAAGAACUUAAACUGCUUCCCUGUGGAGCUGCUGAAGGGUGAAGGCUUGCAGUUUCUGGAGCGACUCUACAUGAAGAGGAACUCCAUCACUACACUGCCUGAUAAUCUUGCUCAGAAACUCCCAAAUCUUAUUGAGCUGUAUUUGCACUCUAACAACAUAGCCGUCGUUCCUGAAGCUAUUGGAAACCUGGCCAGGCUGCAGUCACUAGAUCUGAGUGACAACGCCCUCCAGCUCAUCUGUCCGGAGAUUGGUCGGCUGAGGUCCCUACGACACUUAAGGCUGUCAAAUAACCAGCUGAAAACUCUUCCUCCAGAAAUUGGGGAUCUACGAGAACUGGAGACUCUGGAUGUUUCCAUGAACCUCCUGUGUGCUCUGCCAGAGCGCCUGCACCAGUGCCUGUCCCUGCAGUAUCUGACGGCGGACUACAACGACCUGAGACACCUACCCAGGCAACUGUGCCAGCUCCACAGCCUCAACGAGCUGUCCAUGGCAGCCAACAGCCUGGUCUCACUGCCCCUCGAUUUGGGCCGUUCAAGAGAGCUCCAGUUUGUGUUUGUUGACAACAAUGUUCACUUGAAAGGCCUUCCCUCUUAUCUGUACAACAAGGUCAUUGGCUGCAGCGGGUGUGGUGUGCUGCCCCGGGUGUCGGACAGAGAGCAGCUGUGCGUGGCUCUGGGUGAGAUGGCUGUGCCGCUGCCUGCUGAGGUGAAAUUGAUGGGCUCUGAGACUGACCACGUGGUUCCACUGGAGGAACUUGCCAUGAGAGCCCUGCAUCGCAGCUAUCACCACAACCCAAAGGGUCUGAACCUCAUGCCUCACAUCCUACUGCCAAAGAGCCUGCUGGACCUGCUGCAGUUCCCGCUGGGCCACUGCCACCGCUGCAGCCAGCCCAUGUUCACCAUCGUCUACCCAAAGCUCUUCCCCCUCAAGGAGACCGCCCUGGCAGGGGUACACCGCAGAACAACUGUGAGUUUUGUUGCCUACUGCUGCUCCAUCCACUGCCUACAGACGUUUGACCUCCAGGGAUGACCCCGUCUCAUCGGCUCCCCCUGCCUUCCGCUCCGUAGAUGCUGAUUAAUUCUGCAAAAAAACGGACGGUUGACGGUUUGUUACGAGUUAGCAAAUAAACGGCGGAGUGGAUGUUGGUGUUCUUUGUGCCAUUACAGUGGGGGUUAGGUGCUUGACUGACAGGACUCGAACCACUGACAAGCCGCCUUUGGAGACGUUGGCAGCCGGCAGGUGAUGGACUAUGACUUAAUGUAUCUGAGUUUUUCAACGUACCUUUAGGAAAGACAUCGCGCUCAAGUUGGCGUUUGGGUCACCGGCAGUAAAACUUGCCUGGGUCCAACUGUGUGGCGCAGUAUGUCGUAGGAUUUUACUUCCACUAGAGUCAGCACAUCUGCUGCCACACAGGAUGAUGCUCUACUCAUUCAGAUGGAUCUGUGAAGUAUCUGUCAGUAUUAAAAUGUGAAGUGACUACUAACCCCUUCUUUGGAUACAGAAGUUUGUGAAGAACGAGCAGUCUCCCCAUGGUUUUUUUUUCUUAAAAUCAACCGUCUUUUGGAAUAUUAAUUAUUUUUUUUCUAUCACACUAUAGCAAAACAUGUUGCCAUACAAACAUCUCGCUGAUCUGAGACCCAUGCUUGUGCUAUGAGGCGUGUGGUACAUUUUUCAUGUCACGGAUAGUACAGAAGCAUGUGAAGAGUUCUAUUUUAAAACAUCGCAUAUUCAUUUUUGAAAAUCUAAAUCACUGAAGUUUCACCUCCAAAAUACAAAAAACAAAACUAAACGAUAAAAUCGGCAUGUUGUCGACCCAAGGACUGAAGUAACGUGAAUGUAAAGGCAAAGUAAGAAACAGUCCGUCUGGAACGCCGCUGAAAUCAUUUUGUAACAAAGUACACACAGUAUGAUGCAAUUAUGGAUUAACUUGAUGGAUGAAGAAAGUGUUGUACAGCAAUUCUAAAGUAUUUAUUUUUUAAAACAGAUUUUAUUUAAGAUUUUUAAUACAUUUGAAUGUUAUUUCCCCCUACGUUCCCCUGGGGGAUAGGGGGGAAAGAAGGAUUAAUUCUAAGAGUAGUUUUGGAGAAGCGUUUUAUGACCUUUAGGAGCUUUAGACCACAAAAAAUGAAUAUGAGGAGUACAUUUACCCACCCCGAUUACCACCACGCAUAUUAUUACUACGACUUGAACGACUUGUGGCUUCACUGAAGCAGCGCUGGCUGCAGUAGGGGGCAGUGACUCCAUCCUGCCCUCUAUAGUCCACAUCCUGAUGCCCUCUGUGACGUCAUGAUGGAGUGACUGCACGCUGGGGAAUAAACAUCGCUGGGUAGGAAGCAUCAUAUGAGUUCAUCUGAAUUUUAACUGUUUCACCAGCCAACAAUGUUUAGGCAGUAAUGGGAAUAUUGAUUGAUUGAUUGAUUGAUUGAUUGAUUGAUUCUUCAUGUAAACAUAUGAAAAUUAAAAAACAUUAAAAAAAAGAUACAAUAUAUAAUUGGCAACAGAAUGUGAAGGAGAAUUGCCUCAAAACCCUCAAGGGGCUUGAAGAGUGGCAUUCUCCAGGCAGCACGCUACAGGAAACAAUCACAGCAAUGUGGUACGAACAAUUUGUAUCUAUCAACAGUUCCACAUAUAGCAAAUAUGUAAAUAUUGGUUGUUUAGCAAAGUGAUGGCUGGUUGUUACAAGAAUUAAACAAUUACUGAGCCAAAAAAAAAAAAAUCAAACUUAGAGCACCUCUGUUUCUCUACAAGUUAGAUGCCUAAACACUUCUCAGUGUGUGAAUAGAGGACAACACUCUUGUUAUUUGGGUAUCUUUCUAAAGUUCAGCAGCAUUUCUCCAAGCUUUCAGGAAAAUUGUGAGACUUCCAGAUCUGCAGCCCCGCUUUAACAGAUUAUAACUGGCACACCGUUCUGAAAUAAAACAUCUUGACGGUAGAACAAGUAUCUUUCUGAUUAGCAGUCAUACAGAAUUGCCCCCCCCCAACACACACACACACACACA